AGUAUAUGAAAUAUUUUACGACCGGUCCCUCGAGGCUAAAGUACCGGGCUGUGUGCAUCGUGGCUUUUUGGCGGGCGUUAUUUCUUUGGCGGUUUCUUGAGUCUUACUUUCAAAGCUGAAGUAUAAAAAACGUAUAAAUGGGUGAUAAGGACGGUGAAACUUUCGAUGAUGCUGUCGAAGAACGUGUUAUUAAUGAAGAAUACAAAAUAUGGAAAAAGAAUACACCCUUUUUAUAUGAUCUUGUAAUGACACAUGCUUUGGAAUGGCCGUCUUUAACUGCACAGUGGUUACCGGAUGUAACUAGACCAGAAGGAAAAGAUUAUACCGUUCAUCGUUUGAUCCUUGGUACACAUACAUCGGAUGAACAAAAUCAUUUGUUAAUAGCGAGUGUUCAAUUACCUAAUGAAGAUGCUCAGUUUGAUGCUUCCCAUUAUGAUAACGAAAAGGGUGAAUUUGGUGGGUUUGGUUCUGUAAGUGGAAAAAUAGAAAUUGAAAUUAAAAUUAAUCAUGAGGGAGAAGUAAAUAGAGCAAGAUACAUGCCACAAAAUCCUUGCGUUAUUGCUACAAAAACUCCAUCAAGCGAUGUUUUAGUAUUCGAUUACACCAAACAUCCUAGCAAGCCAGAUCCAAAUGGUGAAUGUCAUCCAGAUUUAAGGUUACAAGGACAUCAAAAAGAAGGUUAUGGAUUAUCAUGGAAUCCAAAUCUUAAUGGCUAUUUGUUGAGCGCAUCAGAUGAUCAUACAAUCUGUUUAUGGGAUAUCAAUGCUACUCCCAAAGAAAAUCGAGUGAUUGAUGCAAAGACUAUUUUUACAGGACAUACUGCUGUUGUAGAGGAUGUUGCAUGGCAUUUGUUGCAUGAAUCUCUUUUUGGUUCAGUUGCGGAUGAUCAAAAAUUGAUGAUUUGGGAUACGAGAUGUAAUAAUACUAGUAAACCGAGUCAUACAGUGAACGCUCAUACCGCAGAAGUUAAUUGUUUAAGUUUCAAUCCAUAUUCAGAAUUUAUCCUUGCUACUGGUAGUGCGGAUAAAACAGUAGCUUUAUGGGAUUUAAGGAAUUUAAAAUUAAAAUUACAUUCUUUUGAAUCUCAUAAAGAUGAAAUUUUCCAAGUUCAAUGGUCACCACACAAUGAAACCAUAUUAGCAAGUAGCGGUACGGAUAGACGUUUACAUGUUUGGGAUCUUAGCAAAAUUGGAGAAGAACAAUCUACUGAAGAUGCUGAAGAUGGACCACCAGAGUUAUUGUUCAUACAUGGUGGACAUACCGCAAAGAUAAGUGAUUUUUCAUGGAAUCCUAAUGAACCUUGGGUAAUAUGUUCAGUGUCGGAAGAUAACAUAAUGCAAGUUUGGCAAAUGGCAGAAAAUAUAUAUAAUGAUGAAGAACCGGAUACACCAGCUAGUGAACUUGAAGCUGGGGCUUCAUAAAUUGAAAGAAUAAUUUAUAAAAUCAUCUAACAUGGUUUAACAAGGUUAAGAAGUACUUCUGGCUAGUACUAUUGACUACUGAAAAGAACAUUAUUGAAUUAUAAACAUUAGAAUUGGUGAUUUAUAUAUUUGUAAAACUUAAGAAAAAAGAAACAAAAAAAAACUGUGUGGUUUAAGUUAUAACAUUAUGGAAGAGCAAUAAUAUUUUAGUUCUCCAUUAAUUUUUAUUACUUUUGUUUGGUUUUUUUUUCUUUUUUAUUACGAUUACAUUAAUCUUAAUCUUUCACAUCAAAACGCAUAUCUAUUAAAAUUUUUUUAAAUGCAUGUAAUUGCGAGAAAUGCAAAGUACUGGUUCAUUGAUUAAGUAUCAGUACUGUAUAUUUGUAAAAACGUUCUAUCAUAGGCUUACUGCGUACAUUAACGAAAGAAUUUAUUUUUUAAUUAACUUGUAUCAAUCAAUCAAUAUAGUAUAAUAUUGUUUCUGCUCGUAUAAUGUAUAAAUUUUUUGUUUUGUUUUUUAUCACUUAUUUGUUGAACAAAUAUUUUGAUAAUUUCACACCUGUUUAACAAUUGAAAGAAUUUACAAAACAAGCGUUAUAUAAGUGUAUUGUGCAAGUUAAUUAAUAUUACGUUCUCGUAUUAUUUUUUUUGUAACUAUAUACAAUAAUAAACAGAUUUAAUAAUAAACGAAUUUAUAUUUAUCAGCAGUGAGCCUAUCGGUGGUAAUAGCGCGUUCUUACAAUCAGCAAGUUGGGUUUUAGGGUAGCUCUUAAGUACAUAGAAAAUAAAUGCUAAACAUUCAGGCACUAUGUCGUGUCGUGUCGUUCGAUACAAGACCAAAUUGGAACAUAGGUUUGUAUGAGAAAUUACAUUAGUGUGAUAAAGAAAUCUCUAUUGACAAUUU
Messenger RNA from Polistes canadensis, 2325 nucleotides. It is a transcript of the gene Caf1-55, whose product is annotated as probable histone-binding protein Caf1. Gene Ontology annotation, biological process: regulation of gene expression. The record is from RefSeq and is a predicted model, not a curated record. Gene Ontology annotation, molecular function: histone binding. NCBI's taxonomy places the organism in Eukaryota, Metazoa, Arthropoda, Insecta, Hymenoptera, Vespidae. The coding region runs from base 138 to 1421 and encodes 427 amino acids. The transcript has 5 exons. Gene Ontology annotation, cellular component: ESC/E(Z) complex; nucleus; NuRD complex.